Molecule: messenger RNA, 1387 nt
Organism: Heterobilharzia americana
Lineage: Eukaryota; Metazoa; Platyhelminthes; Trematoda; Strigeidida; Schistosomatidae
Source: the annotation of a GenBank genome assembly
UAGAUAUUGGAGGCAUUACGUUUUGAAUUGUUAUACAUGAGCAUAAAAACUUAUGGUCCAUCGCAUACUUUACUGGGAAUUUGGCUAAAGAACAUUCUCAUAAUUCACCAAACUUUCUUCUUGGUAUGCUUUGAACAGUAAUUACUACUCAACAGGUUUUAAUGGCAGUGCUUGUGGGUUUAGCAUGCUGGUUAUUGAUUUGGACGAUCAAGUUUUCUGAAUUCGAAACUAUCAUGAAAACAUACUACUUCUCCUCAGGGAAAUUAUUGUUGCUCAUCUCGUCAAUAUUUGGAGCUGUGGUUGUUGUUUUCGCAUACUGUAUCGUAAACGUGGAGAGUCCCACACUGCUGUUAAUUCAUCUAAUCUGCAACUUCAUUCUUAUUGCAGCCUUCCUAUCAGUGAGUGUCUGUGGAUUUUUGUUGAUGGUACAGUUGGAUGACGACCUGUCCACCAAAUUCACACUGGCUAUCACUAAAUACUAUGGUAUCAACAUGUCACUGCGUCGAAAUGUGGAUCUAACUAAGACUGUGGAUGAGAUUCAGUUCAAGUUUAAAUGUUGUGGGACCUAUGGAGAGCAAUCCAGUAAUUUUUCAUGGUAUAUUUACAGAGGAUCAAGUGCAUGGUUUUAUGUGACGCAAGUACAAGAUUCGAAAUUUCCACGCCAGUAUGUUCCAGAAAGUUGUUGUGUUUUAAAGGAUAACUAUUUUGAGCUGAAUUCCUUCUCAGAACUCCAAAUGAAAAAUGAUGGUUUUUUAAACAGAGAUAUUUGUGUUGGCUAUCAAUCGCUAUCUGCAAGAGAUGAUACUGCUCCUCGUAUUGAUAAUCCAGGAUAUAUCACUAGAAGUAAUACUUACUUAUAUGAAAGGGGUGUAUUACAGUCAUCAGGCAAGAUUAUCGACAAUAUGCCAUCAUGCUAGCUGCUUCAGGCACAACAGCUCUUGUUCUGUCUAUAAUUGGAUUCAUUAUUUCAUUAGGCUUACUACUUUAUAUUGAAUAUCAACAAUUCAUUCGAAUUUCUACUGAACUGAAUUCAUGUGGUAUUACAACUAAUACGCAGUCAUUUGUACACAAAAAUAUUACUACUAAUUCCAAGCAAACACUACAGAAUGAGACAGUAGUUAAAGCAUAAACGUUUUAUAUUCUAAAUAACAUUUCUAUGCAUUUCAUGUGUAUGAUAUCAAAUAAUGUUUGAGCAUCAAUUUCCGCCACUCUCUGAAUUCCGAACUAAAAUAAAGAUGACCACAGGAGUUGAGUUUCGCCUUUUUUUUCAUAUAACCACAGAUAAUAACUAUAAGUCUUAUUCCUUUUGAGACACAGUAGUCAUAUAACUUGAGUGUUAAUGAAUAUAAUCCAAUCACCGUAAUAUAUAUAACCUAUGAGAUUUAUC